GCUAUGGCUACAGUGAUCCUGGAGAGCAUCUUUUUGAAGCGAUCCCAGCAGAAAAAGAAAACAUCACCUUUAAACUUCAAGAAGCGCCUCUUUCUCUUGACUGUGCAGAAACUUUCCUACUAUGAGUAUGAUUUUGAACGUGGGAGAAGAGGCAGUAAGAAGGGUUCAAUAGAUGUUGAGAAGAUCACCUGCGUUGAAACAGUGGUUCCUGAAAAAAAUCCUCCCCCUGAAAGACAGAUUCCGAGAAGGGGUGAAGAGUCCAGUGAAAUGGAACAGAUUUCAAUCAUUGAAAGGUUCCCUUACCCUUUCCAGGUUGUAUAUGAUGAAGGGCCUCUCUAUGUCUUCUCCCCAACUGAGGACCUGAGGAAGCGUUGGAUUCACCAGCUAAAAAAUGUGAUCCGGUACAACAGUGAUCUGGUACAGAAAUACCACCCUUGCUUCUGGAUUGAUGGGCAGUAUCUUUGCUGCUCGCAGACGGCCAAAAAUGCCAUGGGCUGCCAAAUUUUGGAGAACAGGAAUGGAAGCUUAAAACCUGGGAGCUCCCACCGGAAGACGAAAAAGCCUCUUCCUCCCACUCCUGAGGAGGACCAGAUCUUGAAAAAGCCACUACCCCCUGAGCCAACAGCAACCCCUGUCUCCACAAGUGAGCUGAAAAAGGUGGUAGCCCUUUAUGAUUAUAUGCCAAUGAAUGCAAAUGACCUACAGUUGCGAAAGGGUGAAGAGUAUUUUAUCCUGGAGGAAAGCAACUUACCGUGGUGGAGAGCUCGGAAUAAAAAUGGGGAGGAAGGCUACAUCCCUAGUAACUAUGUCACGGAGGCAGAAGACUCCAUAGAAAUGUAUGAGUGGUAUUCUAAACACAUGACUCGGAGUCAAGCUGAGCACCUGCUAAAGCAAGAGGGGAAAGAAGGAGGUUUCAUUGUUAGAGACUCCAGCAAAGCUGGAAAAUACACCGUGUCUGUGUUUGCCAAAUCGACAGGGGAUCCUCAAGGGGUGAUACGCCAUUAUGUUGUGUGUUCCACACCUCAGAGCCAGUAUUACCUGGCUGAGAAGCACCUUUUCAGCACCAUCCCUGAACUCAUCAACUACCAUCAGCAUAAUUCUGCAGGUGAGUCAUGGGUUAGAAAACAUCAGAGGCCAGUUUCUAAGUCCUUCAAAAAUUCUAAAAACUGGAAGACUGGUUUUGUUGUUAUAGGAUCAUGGGAAAUAGAUCCAAAGGACUUGACAUUCUUGAAGGAGCUGGGGACUGGACAGUUUGGGGUAGUGAAGUAUGGGAAAUGGAGAGGCCAGUAUGAUGUGGCCAUCAAGAUGAUCAAAGAAGGCUCCAUGUCCGAGGAUGAGUUCAUUGAAGAAGCCAAAGUCAUGAUGAAUCUUUCCCAUGAGAAGCUCGUGCAGUUGUAUGGCGUCUGCACCAAACAGCGCCCCAUCUUCAUCAUCACUGAGUACAUGGCCAAUGGCUGCCUCCUGAACUACCUGAGGGAGAUGCGCCACCGCUUCCAGACUCAGCAGCUGCUGGAGAUGUGCAAGGAUGUCUGUGAAGCCAUGGAAUACCUGGAGUCAAAGCAGUUCCUUCACCGAGACCUGGCUGCUCGAAACUGUUUGGUAAAUGACCAAGGCGUUGUUAAAGUAUCUGACUUUGGCCUCUCCAGGUAUGUCCUGGAUGAUGAAUAUACAAGCUCAGUAGGUUCCAAAUUUCCAGUCCGGUGGUCUCCACCAGAAGUCCUUAUGUAUAGCAAGUUCAGCAGCAAAUCUGACAUUUGGGCUUUUGGGGUUUUGAUGUGGGAAAUCUACUCUCUAGGAAAGAUGCCAUAUGAAAGAUUUACUAACAGCGAGACUGCUGAACACAUUGCCCAAGGCCUACGUCUCUACAGGCCACAUCUGGCUUCAGAGAGGGUAUACACCAUCAUGUACAGCUGCUGGCAUGAGAAAGCAGAUGAACGUCCCACUUUCAAAAUUCUUCUGAGCAACAUUCUAGAUGUCAUGGAUGAAGAAUCCUGAGCUGGCCAAUAAGC
Orycteropus afer afer is the source of this 2009-nucleotide messenger RNA. Lineage: Eukaryota; Metazoa; Chordata; Mammalia; Tubulidentata; Orycteropodidae. The record is from RefSeq and is a predicted model, not a curated record.